AAACUCCAAUUUGAUUCGAUUUGAGUAAUUUGACUACAUUUUUUUUAACAAAUAAAUCUCAAAUCGCAUGGUAUUGACUAGGCUGGACCCGAUCGAUACCCACCAAGCCAAAGGAUCACAACAUCACAGCAAAAGGAAGCCAUUCUAGACUGCAAGAAAAUUUCAUCUUUGUUUCUCGGUCUUCUUUGUUUCUCAGUGAAAAUUGAAAGAGAUGCAUUUGAGUGAGAAUGAAGGGAUAGAGGGGAACACGUUCGUGGUGACCGGUGGAUUGGGAUUCGUGGGUUCUGCUCUCUGCUUGGAGCUGCUCCGGAGAGGUGCUCGCCAGGUCCGAGCCUUUGACUGCCGACCCACCUCCCCUUGGUCACAUGAUCUCGCCUCCCAUGGUGUCCGCUGCAUCCAAGGUGAUCUUGUGCGGAAAAAGGAUGUUGAGAAAGCUAUAAGUGGGGCGGAUUGUGUAUUCCACCUUGCUUCAUAUGGCAUGUCUGGGAAAGAAAUGCUCCAGUUUGGUCGUGCUGACGAGGUGAAUAUUAACGGAACUUGCCAUGUCUUGGAAGCUUGUGUUCAGUAUGAAGUCAGGAGGCUUGUAUAUGUGAGCACAUACAAUGUUGUGUAUGGGGGCAAGGAGAUACUGAAUGGGAAUGAAAGCUUACCUUAUUUCCCCAUCGAUGAUCAUGUUGAUUCAUAUGGCCGUAGCAAAUCUAUUGCUGAACAGUUAGUUCUAAAGAGCAAUGGGCGUCCUUUUAAGAAUCGGAAUGGGAAAUGCCUUUAUACGUGUGCCAUACGCCCAGCUGCUAUCUACGGGCCUGGUGAGGAGAGGCACCUCCCAAGGAUAAUGUCCCUAGCAAAAUUAGGUCUGCUGUUAUUCAGGAUUGGCGAUCCAAGCGUGAAAAGUGACUGGAUCUAUAUUGAUAACCUUGUACUUGCUCUAAUAUUGGGAAGCAUGGGACUUUUGGAUGACAUUCCCAAGCAAGGGUAUCACCCAGUUGCCGCUGGCCAAGCAUACUUUGUUUCUGACGGGUCUCCAAUCAACUCUUUCGAAUUCCUACGUCCGCUGCUGAGGAGUGUGGGCUAUGACAUACCAAACACAUCUUUAGCUGUCCCUCAUGCUCUUGUUUUAGGAAAGAUUUUUGGAGCUGUGUAUACUGUCUUACACCCAUGGUUGCAUAAAUGGUGGCUUCCCCAGCCAUUGAUCCUUCCUGCCGAAGUGUAUAAGGUUGGUGUUACGCACUACUUCUCCUUCCUUAAGGCAAAGCAGGAACUUGGAUAUGUACCUAUGGUGACACCCAAAGAGGGCAUGGCAGCGACUAUGUCAUAUUGGCAGGAAAGAAAGAGGAAAACUCUUGAUGGGCCGACCAUAUACACAUGGCUAUUUUGUGUGAUUGGAAUGAUUACCAUGUUUUGUGCUGCUUACCUACCUGAAAUAGGACCUGUACCACUGUUGAGAGCUAUUAGUCUUUUCUUCUUCCGAUCAAUGUUCAGUAUAAGGGUGGUGUUCCUCAUAUCAGCAGGUUUACACAUUGGUGAGUCUAUAUAUGCAUGGAAACUGGCUAAAAGGGUUGAUCCUGCAAAUGCAAAAGGAUGGUUUUGGCAAACAUUUGCUCUUGGAAUCUUUUCUUUGCGGUAUCUAUUGAAGCGAGCCAAGUAGCCAGUCUUCUGGAGUAGAAGAUGAUGAAAAUUUACCUUGGUAGAUUUGAAUGGUUUUUCUUAUACAGAUAGUUGAUAUGCAGGAGUUUGUGCUACUGCAGACUGAAGUUUUGAUGUAUUGUAUUUGAUCAUUUGAUGUACAACAAUCUCCUCUGGAGGAACAAAGAAAUCGUUAAUGUACAUGAAUUAGGAGGCUAAGAUUCAAUC
Messenger RNA from Tripterygium wilfordii, 1851 nucleotides. Its product is annotated as short-chain dehydrogenase/reductase family 42E member 1. Bases 212 to 1645 code for a protein of 477 amino acids. The transcript has 5 exons. Lineage: Eukaryota; Viridiplantae; Streptophyta; Magnoliopsida; Celastrales; Celastraceae. The record is from RefSeq and is a predicted model, not a curated record. Gene Ontology annotation, biological process: steroid biosynthetic process. Gene Ontology annotation, molecular function: 3-beta-hydroxy-Delta5-steroid dehydrogenase (NAD+) activity.